AUGCGGUGCAUUUGUGGAAGCAUUCAAUGGCAAGCACUUCUCGAAUACCACGAGGGAACAGAAGAUGGCCGAGUUCCUUCACAUGUGCCAAGACCAACCGACGAGACCAAGUUCGCUAAGCUAUCGAAAUACGUGCUGAGGAUGGUGGAAGACCUUAUGGAUAGGGCAAAGAAAUUUAGGGACGGAUCGAAGCCCGAGAUCGGGAGCAUACUAGUGCCGUUUAAUCUGAAGGACUUUAACGAUCUUUAUGAGAGGACCCAAAUGGUGGAACGGGACUUUGCAAAAAGGGUUGCCGCAUCUAGAUCACAAUUCAUGCCUUUGAGUAGAAGAGCCAUUCGGCUACCAGCUCAAGGAAGGCUAUUUGCCGUCACCCGGGAAGAGACGAAGGAUUCGCCGACCGUUAUCGAUACGAUCCUCUUGCAUGACCAAGUAGCUUAUGCCUUGUUUGACCUAGAUGGUCACAAGGGUAGGAUCGAUUUGAUUGUGCUGGAAAUGUACAAUUUUGACGUGAUUAUAGGGAUGGAUUGGCUGACUAAGCAAAAAGCCAUAGUGGAUUGCUAUCGUAGGGAUGUUCAGUUUAAUCCAUUGGAUGGGGUUAGUUUUGAGUUUGUUGGAGACCGAGGUGGAAUCUCGAUCUUGUUGGUUUCAUCGAUGGAAGCAAUGCGUCUGAUGGAAAGUGGAUGCCAAGGGGAUUUGGCAACUAUAGUGGAUAUGUCAAUUGAGGAAUCGAGGAUUGAGGACAUAGUAGUAGUGUAUGAGUUCCCCGAUGUCUUUCCUCAAAAGUUGCCUAGAUUGCCGUCGGAAAGAGAAAUAGAGUUCGUAGUAGAGUUGGCCCCUAGGACGGAAUUGAUCUCUAAGGCGUCGUAUAGGAUGGCGUUGUCAGAGCUAAAGGAAGCUUCGGUAUUUUUUGAGAUCGAUCUACGGACGGGAUGCUAUCGGUUGAGGAUUAAGAAAGAGGAUAUACCGAAAACGGCAUUCAGGAUGCAUUGUGAACAUUAUGAGUUCAUAGUGAUGCCAUGUGGUUUGACAAAUGCUCCUGCUACUUUUAUGGAUUUGACGAACAGGGUAUUCAAGGAGUUCUUGGAUCGGUUUGUUAUCAUAUUCAUAGACGACAUCUUGGUGUACUCGAGGAGUAUGGAGGAUCACGAGUAG
Molecule: messenger RNA, 1152 nt
Organism: Rhodamnia argentea
Lineage: Eukaryota; Viridiplantae; Streptophyta; Magnoliopsida; Myrtales; Myrtaceae
Exons: 4
Coding region: 1-1152 (383 amino acids)
Source: RefSeq, a predicted model, not a curated record